Messenger RNA from Antechinus flavipes (yellow-footed antechinus), 3467 nucleotides. RefSeq names its product cytochrome c oxidase assembly protein COX18, mitochondrial. The transcript is spliced from 6 exons. Lineage: Eukaryota; Metazoa; Chordata; Mammalia; Dasyuromorphia; Dasyuridae. Gene Ontology annotation, biological process: mitochondrial respiratory chain complex IV assembly; protein insertion into mitochondrial inner membrane from matrix. Bases 423 to 1436 code for a protein of 337 amino acids. The record is from RefSeq and is a predicted model, not a curated record. Gene Ontology annotation, molecular function: membrane insertase activity. Gene Ontology annotation, cellular component: mitochondrial inner membrane.
ACGAGGCGUUUAUUAUCAUAAAUCUCCAGCAAAAAGCAAUCGCUUAAUAAAGGCUUCGUUCUCGGAGGUGUAGGAAAAUGAAGCAAACACCAACAACGUUCGAACCAUACACACUUAGUACCUUUCCCCUGCCCAAAACAAAGAGAGCCCCGCGUACACAUUCGGAACCGAAAUUCCCUAAAACCAAGCUGGGUUCUAAUUCACCCCACGUGCCCAUCACUGCUCAACCCUUCCGGGUCUGGGCCAAUUCGGCCCCUUCCUUAGUAUUGCGCCUGCGCGAAGAUGCGGUCUGCCCUCUCACGUUAAGGGGCUGCGGGACUUCCGCCUAUUGACGGCUCACGAUUCGUUGCCUGAUCUCUGCCCCGGAAGAAAUAGAAGGGACUCCUUAGGCGCCUGAGGGUGAAUGGUUCUUGUCGGCCAAUAUGCUGUGCGGUGCUCGGCAGCAACUGGGGAAGCGGCUCCUACCCUUCCUCUUAGGAAGCAAGGGAUGUCCGCCAGGGCGAAGCGAGACCCUAGGCAGCCCCAAUCCCGUUGUGCCUAUGGCCGUUUGUGCCUAUGGUGCCACCGCGGGGCCAAUCGGGGCCGGGGGCUGGUACGAAACCCUGGCCUCAUCAGCCCCUGCACACUGGGCGGAGGCAGUGCUAGUCGGAGCGCAGAACGCCACCGGGCUGCCGUGGUGGGCCAGCAUUGUCGUCACCACCGCAGCCUUGAGGAGUGCAAUUACGCUACCUUUGGCCGCCUACCAGCACUACAUCCUAGCUAAGGUGGAAAAUUUGCAGCCAGAAAUAAAAAUAAUUGCCAAGAAUCUUAAUUAUGACAUUGCACUUCAAGCAAAAAAAAUGGGAUGGUCAAAAAGAGUAACUAGGCUUACUUACCUGAACAACCUGAGGAGGAUUGUUUCAGAACUGUAUAUUCGGGAUAAUUGUCAUCCAUUCAAAGCCACUCUGCUAAUAUGGAUUCAGAUACCAAUGUGGAUCUUUAUGUCUGUUGCACUACGAAACUUCAGUCUAGGGGUAACAGAUUCAGAAGGAGACUUUUCUAUUCAGGAACAAUUUUCAACAGGUGGAGUUCUGUGGUUUCCUGAUCUCACUGUGCUUGACUCCACAUGGAUUCUUCCAGUCUCACUUGGAAUUCUCAAUUUGUUAAUAGUGGAGAUUUUUGCAUUACAAAAACUUAAAAUGACCCGCUUUCAGAAGUAUAUUACACAUUUUACUCGUGGAAUAUCUGUGUUGAUGAUUCCCAUUGCUGCAACAGUACCCUCAUCAAUUGCUCUGUACUGGUUCUGCUCCAGCUUCAUAGGCCUCUCACAGAAUCUGCUGCUGCGUUCCCCAGGAUUUCGCCAGCUCUGUCGUAUACCACAGACAAGAUCACAGUCAGACACUCCUUAUAAGGACCUCUUUGCUGCCUUUUGUGCCAGAUUCUUUUUAAGAAAAUGAUCUCUUCCCUAGGAAUAAAUCUGACUGUCCCAUCACUGAAAAAUAGAAGAUUAAGAUCUUAAUAAUAGUUCUUUUUGUGAUAUACAGUGCAGUUAGCUGUGCUUUAAAAUGCUAUUGUAAUAUAUGACACUUGUGUUUUAGACAAGUGAAGAAUAGGCUGCUUAAGAUUUGGUGAUUGGAUCAUGGAAACAUAAUUUGUUUUAUAUUUGAAAGACGAGUGAGUGGAAUUGGCUAAGUUGUCAGAAAACAAUUAAAACUUUGAAUUACAAAAGGGAAGUAUCAAUAAAUCCCACAAAUCUAGAGCAGUAUAAAAAAUUUUUUCUGUUGACAUAUUAACUGGUAGUAAUUGCAGAGAGACUAGCUGCAUGCUAUUUGAAUGAGAUAGCUAUGAAAAUUAUAAGAAAACUAACCUGGAAUGAAAUCAUGACUCAAAUCUUCACUGAAAUGAAUCAGUUGGUGUUAUCUUCUUCAUGUUUCAGUAAACCUGGAUGUUUCCAUUAAAAUGCCAAAGAGGGGAGCAAGUUUUAUUGGAAGUUCUCUGCCUUUGAGGAAAGGUUGAAUAACUUGAGUUUUUUCAAGAAGAGGAAAGAAAAGAAAAAAUGCUAGCCAUCAAGAGAAUGAGAGAAUUAUCCUCUAGUUCAGCUCAUUUUAUUAAUGAGCAAGUAUAUCCAAUUGGUUAUUAGACUACUUGGGUAGAAUUGGGAUUAAAUUAGAGUACUUGAGUAUAGUGGUAUUAGACUCAAAUAGGCAUUCCUGAGAGCUGUACAUAGACUUUAAAAACCCCACAAAUUUACACAUUGCAUUUUAUUAACAUUUCUCAGUUAUAUUUUAACUUGGUUUAACAGAGGCUUUACAUCUCUUUCCUAAUGAGUUCUAAGUUAGAGGUUUAGGGGGGAGAAACCUAUAAUGCUAAAAUUUGCCUCAAAAGAAAUUAUUAGAUCUAAAUUAACUUGACAUGGUGAGAGAUCAAAUUUUUGUCAUUGUCUGUAUUAAUCUUCCUGUUUCCAAUGCAGUCCUUUCCUAAUUUCUUCGUAUCACUUUUCAUUAUCUUUCCAACACACCAUCUUAUUAUUACUUCCACUUAAAAAUAUGUUCCUCCAUUUCCUAUCACAUGAAAUCUAAUAACAUCCAACAUUCCAAGGUCUUCCAUGUCAAGUGCCACAGACAGUGGAGGAACUCUGAAUGAGGUAUAAAACUCUUCAGCCCAGAGGGAACCUGGUGACAAUGUCUGGUUCAGCUCUCAUCUCCCCUUGUGUGUCUCACUCUUUCUGAAAAGUUGGGGGGGGGGGGCGUGACAACUUGUGUUUUACUUGAAAUAGAGAUACAGUAAAAGAUUCAUAUUAAUUCAUAUUAAUAGCAGGGGGCUUAUAGUUAGCCUAUGCUCAGUGUGCUGUAGUGGUAUAAUUUUACUAAUGUAUUUAGGGACUGAGAGAACUUGAAAUAAAUGGACUCCAUGUUUGACCAUCCCAUGUGGGUCUCUGCUUCAUCACUCCUCCACUAAGACCAAGGUCUCAAGCUGGUCCUGAAAUCCUCCCAAGAGCUAGUCCAGAUGAACCCCAGUGUGGGGGCUCUAGAAAACAUAGUACAUUUUGGCACCCCAACUUGGAGGUUCUAGAAAGCAUACUAUACUUCCAUAGUUAGCUUCAUUGUAGCUUUCUAAUUUUUUCUCCCACUUUUCUUCAUUUCUUAUGUUGCAUACAGCUGACAAUUCUCUGCUGUAAUCUGAUAUUCUGUCUUUUUCUCUGCCUUUACUCAUCUCCUAUUACUGUGAUGAUUUUUGUCUGACUUUAAUACUUGACAUGGCUAUCCCUUCAUCCUGGAAGAUUCCUCCCCACCCCCCAUCCCUUUUCUUAUUCCUUUGCCAAGUGAUUACUUAAAGUAUUUGAUAACAUUUUUACUUUGCCCUUUUCUGGUUUGAAAGCUCUGUGAAAGGAAGGUUUGUGUUAUACCUUUGUGGACCUAGCAUGAACAUUGUUAGUUCCAUAAACCCAUACCUGACACCAGGAAUAAAAAUACUUAAAUACUUUCUGA